AUGCCUACUGAAGCCUCCAACGUGUCACGCGCUGGUAUCACAACCUCAGCGACUGGCGAGCGACACAUCCCCUCGUCCAUCCGACCUGAUGGUUCUGUAAGAAAGGAAAUUCGCGUACGCCCUGGCUACCGUCCUCCGGAGGAUGUCGAACUUUACAAGAAUCGUACUGCCGAAGCAUACAAGAAUCGUGGCCAAAAGUUGGCCAAGAAGCUUCGCCAGGCGCGCGAUCUUCAGGACAAGAAAGAGAAGGGUGAUGCCUUGCUCCCAGAGCAGUUUCAGAAGGUCGUCAAGAUCAACGAGCUUAUUCGCCAGCUUGAAACUUUGGGUUUUGAUUCCAACGGAGACAAAAAGUCAACAGAAGCAGAAUCGUGA
This is a messenger RNA of Aureobasidium musti, 372 nucleotides long. Lineage: Eukaryota; Fungi; Ascomycota; Dothideomycetes; Dothideales; Saccotheciaceae. The record is from the annotation of a GenBank genome assembly.